Melozone crissalis (California towhee) is the source of this 4318-nucleotide messenger RNA. It is a transcript of the gene ADAMTS18, whose product is annotated as ADAM metallopeptidase with thrombospondin type 1 motif 18. Gene Ontology annotation, biological process: extracellular matrix organization; proteolysis. The coding region runs from base 1 to 3780 and encodes 1259 amino acids. The record is from RefSeq and is a predicted model, not a curated record. The transcript has 25 exons. NCBI's taxonomy places the organism in Eukaryota, Metazoa, Chordata, Aves, Passeriformes, Passerellidae. Gene Ontology annotation, molecular function: metalloendopeptidase activity. Gene Ontology annotation, cellular component: extracellular matrix.
AUGGACUGUCUCCUGCUGGCCGUCUGGACUUUACCUGCUGCGAUCCUCGGCGGCAACUCCAUGCAAUUCCAGACUCUCCCGUGGCUCGGAAGCGCUGUAAAGACUCUUCAGCUGUGUUGCCUCUGUUGCAUGUCUCACGCGGCAGCUUUAACCAGUGACAGCAUCAGUGAAUUGACUCAUGAUUAUGUGUUUGUGACACCUGUCAGAGUGGAUGCCAGCGGAUCGUACAUUUCACAUGAUGUUUUGCACAGUACUAGGAGAAAAAGAUCAACUCAGAGUUCAAAGAGUUCCUUGCACUACAAAUUUUCAGCAUUUGGACAGGAACUUCACUUAGAGCUUAAACCUUCGACCAUUUUAAGCAACAGUUUUAUUGUCCAGGUACUCGGGAAAGAUGGAGUGUCAAAUUCUCAGGACCAUGAAAUUGAGCAGUGUUUCUACCAGGGAUUUAUAAGGAAUGAUAGCACCUCUUCAGUAGCAAUAUCUACGUGUGUAGGCUUGUCGGGAUUGAUACGCACGCAGCAGAUGGAGUUUCUGAUCUCCCCGUUACCUCAGCGCCUGGCCCGGGAGCACAACUACACGUCCCCCGCCGGGCACCACCCGCACGUGCUGUACAAGAGGACGGCAGAGGGGCAGGUGCACGGGCCCCCAGCCCGGCCCCAUCCCAAAUCCAUCCCCCGGGGCCGGCGCAGGACGCGCGCCCACCCUGCGCGCCCCAGCGCGUACCACCACGGACGGUUCCAAAAGCAGCAUUUUUGUGGACGUCGCAAGAAAUAUGCACCCAAGCCACCCACAGAAGAGACCUACAUUCGCUCAGAUGAGUACGGGACUUCUGCGAGGUUCAAAAGAUCAUCUGCUAAAAUUCAGAAAAAUGGGAGUCUGAAUGUCGAAACCCUUGUUGUGGCAGAUAAAAAAAUGUUGGAGAAACAUGGCAAGGAAAAUGUAACAACAUAUAUCCUAACAGUCAUGAACAUGGUCUCUAGUCUGUUUAAGGAUGGAACAAUUGGAAGUGAUAUAAACAUUAUUGUUGUGAGCCUGCUUCUUUUGGAACACGAGCCUGGCGGGCUGCUGAUCAACCACCACGCUGACCAGUCCCUGAACAGCUUCUGCCAGUGGCAGUCUGCCCUGGUUGGGAAGAACGGGAAGCGCCACGAUCACGCCAUCCUCCUGACGGGCUUUGACAUCUGCUCCUGGAAGAACGAGCCCUGUGACACUCUAGGAUUUGCACCCAUCAGUGGCAUGUGCAGCAAAUACCGCAGCUGCACCAUUAAUGAGGACACAGGCCUUGGACUGGCUUUUACAAUCGCUCAUGAAUCUGGACAUAACUUUGGGAUGAUUCAUGAUGGAGAAGGAAAUGCUUGUAGAAAAGCUGAGGGAAAUAUUAUGUCUCCCACACUCACUGGAAACAAUGGAGUGUUUUCUUGGUCUGUGUGCAGCAGGCAGUAUCUCAACAAAUUUCUCAGUACAGCUCAAGCUGCCUGCCUGAUUGAUGAACCUAAGCAAACAGGACAGUAUAAAUACCCUGACAAACUGCCAGGGCAGAUCUAUGAUGCUGAUACCCAGUGCAAAUGGCAAUUUGGAAUGAAAGCAAAACUGUGCAACCUCAGCUUUGUAAAGGAUAUCUGCAAAUCCCUUUGGUGUCACAAAGUGGGUCACAGGUGUGAGACAAAGUUCAUGCCCGCAGCAGAAGGAACAGCUUGUGGUAUAAGUAUGUGGUGCCGCAGAGGACAGUGUGUGCAGUACGGGGAACACGGGCCCAAGCCCGUCCAUGGCCAGUGGUCCGCCUGGUCCCAGUGGUCCGAGUGCACGCGCACCUGCGGAGGGGGCGUCACCUACCAGGAAAGACACUGCAAUAAUCCAAAGCCGCAGUACGGCGGGAAGUUCUGCCAGGGCUCGGGCCGUGUGUAUCAGCUCUGCAAUAAGCAGCCUUGCCCAGCAGGCAGCCUGGACUUCCGAGCCCUGCAGUGUGCAGAGUACAACAGCAAACCCUUCCGGGGCUGGUUCUACAAGUGGAAGCCCUACACCAAAGUGGAAGAGCAAGACAGAUGUAAAUUGUAUUGCACAGCUGAAGACUUUGACUUUUUCUUUGCAAUGUCCAGCAAAGUGAAGGAUGGAACUCUGUGUUCUCCAAAUAACUAUGAUGUUUGUAUUGAUGGGAUAUGUGAACAAGUAGGGUGUGAUCAUGGACUUGGUUCCAAAGCUGUGUUGGAUGCUUGUGGAGUUUGUAAAGGAGAUAAUUCAACGUGCAAGUUCUUUAAAGGCCAAUACUUGACCCAGCACAAAGCUAAUGACUACUACGCGGUGGUGACGGUGCCGGCGGGCGCGCGCAGCAUCCAGCUGCAGGAGCUGCACGUCUCCCCCAGCUACCUAGCCGUGCGCAGCCUGGCCAGCAGGUACUACCUGACAGGAGACUGGACCAUCGACUGGCCUGGGAAGUUCCCUUUUGCUGGGACGGUUUUUGAUUACCAGCGCUCCUUUAACCAGCCCGAGAGUCUCUACGCGGCAGGACCCACUAAUGAGACGCUGGUCUUUGAACACACACAAAACUGUUCCGCUGCAAUUUUUCAUUCAACUAAAUUAGUUUUGUGUAAGAUAAGGUUUUCCAGGGUUUGGACCUCAACUUCUUCCUGUAAUCUACAGAUCCUGUUACAAGGCAAAAACCCUGGGAUUUCUUGGGAAUACACAUUUGCCAAAAGCAGCAUUGAGAACAAGACAUCUGUCAGGAAGCACAGCUACUCCUGGGUGACAGUGCAGUCUGAGUGCUCAGCGACCUGUGGUGGUGGACACAUUACAGCAAAAGCAAUUUGUUUGGAAGAUCACCGUGCACGAGUCAACGCCUCCUUCUGUGGCCCAAGGACAAAGCCUUUGACUGAAACCAAGCCGUGCAACACAAACCCCUGCCCAGCCUACUGGUCAGCAGGUGAAUGGAGCACAUGCAGCAAGUCUUGUGGAGGGGGACAGCAAAGUCGUCUCAUUCAGUGUGUCCAGAAAAGGGCUUUCCAAAGAGAGGAGGUGGUGGCGCAUUCCCUGUGUCCUGUCAGCACCCCAGCACAGGUGCAAGUGUGCAGUGCUCAGGACUGCCCACCCGAAUGGAGCCCUGGCCCAUGGUCUCAGUGCUCCAAGACUUGUGGGAGAGGUAUUAAGAAACGGGAUGUCUACUGCAAGAGUCCUGGUUCUCCCAAGGUGAAAAUCUUGCCUGAAAGCAUGUGCAGCACAGAGCCUAAGCCUGAGUCCCAGCAGACCUGUGUGCUCGGCCGCUGUCCCAAAAACGACCGGCUCCAGUGGGUGAUUUCUUCCUGGAGUGAGUGCUCAGCCUCCUGCGGGCCCGGCCUGCGGCAGCGAGAACUCAAAUGUGGAGAGAAGAGCAUCCACGGGAAAUUGGUCACCUUCCCCCAGAGGAGAUGCAGGAACAUCAAGAAACCAAACACCAGCCUGGAGGAAGCUUGUAACAAGGGAGCCUGUCCAUCACAGACGCUGUAUAACAUGGUGUCUGGCUGGUACUCCUCGCCCUGGCAGCAGUGCACGGUGACCUGCGGCGGGGGAGUGCAGACGCGGAGCGUGCAGUGCCUGCGCCAGGGCAGGCCGGCUGCUGGCUGCCUGCCCCAGCAGAAACCAGCUGUCCUGAGAGCCUGCAACACCAACUUCUGCCCAGUCCCCGUGAAAAGAGAUGAUCCUUCUUGUGUGGAUUUCUUCACUUGGUGUCAUCUGGUGCCCCAGCAUGGUGUCUGUAACCACAAAUUUUAUGGCAAGCAAUGUUGUAAAUCAUGUACGAAGAAGAACUGAGAGCAGCGUGUUAUCUGAACCCUUCAGCAACAGGAUUCUCUUCUUCAAUUUAUGUUGGAUUUAUCUCUGCUUUGAGGCAAGACAUGGUGCCACAUAAACCACUGAUGGGAGAGACAUUUUUUCUAAGGGAAUGUCUGAGGUACAGUAAUUGUUGGAUUUAUGUUGAAAAAGGAAUGUUUCUUUCUUAUUUUUUCUUAAUUUGCUGACCUCACUAAAGCACAGGGUACUAUGGAUCACUUGAACACUGAGACUCAAGGGGAAGUUCUUUCUUUAAAAGUGUCAUUUUGCACUGUCACAUGUUACGAGGAAGAAAUUAAGGCAAGGGAGCCUUUUCUGGCUGAUUUACCAGAAUGCAAAGCAGGAGAGCUUGGCAGCUGAGGAGGAGGCAGCAGGACAGAGCACACACCAUCAGAAGUGUGUCCUUUGCUAUUUUUUGUGACUGUUGUCCCAGGGUGAGGAAGCUGUUUGCUGCCCUGGAGGGACAUCCAUGGCUGAGGGCUGGAGAAGGCAGUGUCACACGUGUGGCCACCAGAAGUUA